CUGACCUAGAAUUUAAGGGUUCAAACUGAAGUUAGUGUAGAAUUCUUUAUUGUUUUUGUCCUCUGACACACAAAAGAACGCUAAAUAUCUUUAAACAUGAAUGUGUAGACGCAACCCCACACACACACACACACACACACACACACACACACACAAACACAAACACACACAAACUCAUCCAAACAUUUAUAAACACAAAUUUGGCUCUGUAUAUAAACACCAUACCCCAACUUUAUUACUCUAAAUCUACUUGAAUCCUUUUUAGCGUGGCAGCAAUAAAGUCAAACUGGGCAAAGGGCCUCUGUAAUCAACUACAUGAACAAAGAAAACCACUUAAAAAGCCUUUAACUACAACCACAGAUACACUGCUGUAAGUGCAUGCGUGUGAGUAGCCUUGGAGGAUCAUUAUUACAUCUGUUUAGUGUGAAAGAACAAUCAUUCAAGCAAACAAGCAUUGAUAGAGUCACAUAUAGUGAAACGUACAUGGGCUUGUCCUUUAAGGUGAUAACAGUGCUAUACCCACAAAUACAUUCAAUCAUUUCACCUCAAACUACCCUCUAACACUCUUAACAGAGUACAGAAUGUCACACAUGCACUAUCCUUCAUCCCCCCACACACAGAAUGACACACUUUGAAAGUGAGCUCGUAGUCAAUGUGGCAUCUGUAUUCAGCUGAAGAAGCAUGUUUUGCACUGGUUAUCACUGCCAGACAUGACUGUCCUCUGAGCCAGGUAUUAAAAACAAGAAAAUGACAAACACUAUGACAGGGCUAUUAACAGUUCAUCUUGAGAGGUGUAUUUCAUGUGCUGUGUUCUCAGUAAUCUACACUUUUGCUAUGCUUGAACACACUUUUUAUCUCAUGUUAACACGUAUUUGAAUGGCUGACAUUUGAGGGAGCUUUUGUGUCUUCAUUUCAAGUGUUUAUAUGUGUGUCUGUAUAUUUCUGACUGUGUAUCUGUGUGCGUGUGUGUGUGUCUGAAAGAUACCAUAAAGGGUCGUAGGAGGUGUUGUAGCUGUGAUGUGGUGUGUGUGUGACUCAUUGUUAGAGUGUGAAAAUAGCGGCGUCAGAUAAUUCCGCAUAUGUUUUUAAUGUUUUACAUUUUAGGGACGGUAGAGAUGGAGUCGUUCGCUGUUUAGUAAAAGGUCUGUAAUAAACUUUUAACUGUCGUGGAAUCGUAUGUGAAUGUUCCUCACCUCUGCUACAGUAGUUGAUACAGAGUGCUCUCUAGACUCAGAGGGAGAGGAUGAUGGGUGUGUAUGGGGGAUGGACAUGCAGGAUGAAAGGAACGGGCAACAUAAGAUGAGUGUUGUGCCCAGCAAGGGCACAAAGCCCAGCAGCCCGGCUCACUUCACCCGUGCCCACAGCCUGAGCCCCCCUGACGAGCACUGGGACGAGACAGAGACCACUGUCCUGCCAACCACACCCGGGGAGACAGACAACACUGCACACAGCAUGUACACACAGAAAGAUGCCCAUGUGCUGGAGGACUGGGCUCGUUAUGACUUCCUCAUGCAGCUGAGAAAAGAGACCCACCUUCCUCAUUCACGACACAACCAACAGAUCAACGGCUCCAUCACCUCCUACAACACUGGUGCUAUGCAAGAAGAAACAUCAUCCACCCUGUCGUCAGGCGUUGAAGAGUCACCUGAGAGAAAAGGGUCAGCAGAUGCAGACCCCCUGAGCCCUGAUCCCACACGGGCAGCAGUACAGGUGUGCCCAUUUUGCCAAAGGUCAUAUCGGUGUGAGACAUCUCUUAGAGAACAUAUGAAGUUGUGCCAGGAGAGGGAAGGAGGACAUGGCGUGUGCCGACUCUAUGGGUACAGCACUUCCUACAGGGCACAGAUGGAGCGGCACCUGUCAAUGCGUGUGCAGACUGAGGACAAGAAUCCAGCCUCUGGUCCCACCAUGGAAAACAGGAAGUUUAAAUGUACACAAUGUGGGAAAGCCUUUAAAUACAAGCAUCAUCUCAAAGAGCACCUACGCAUACAUAGUGGUGAGAAGCCCUAUGAGUGCUCCAACUGUAAGAAGCGUUUCAGUCACUCAGGCUCCUACAGUUCACAUCUUAGCAGUAAGAAGUGCCUUAGCGGGGGUGGGUCAGGGAAUGGAGCAUAUUUUAAUGGUCACUCCCAUCCCGCCUACCUAUUCCCCUCCCCUACGUCGCCCCCUGGAGUUGGAAGCAGGAACGCAAGCAGAGGAAAAAGCUCUCCUUACGGCCCAAUAAGCCAGUGCUUCACCGAGCAGCUGCCAACUCAGGGACAGGAACCCAUUACCUCUACGCUACGAGCUUCACAAGGGUGGUCAGGAGUGUUUAAAGGGACCACUUUUUUGCCCUUGCUGCACUCCGGCGGGAAGUUUGAACACCUUCUGCACGAAAUGCUGAGAAAGGAGGUAGGAAAAGAGGAUCAGCGAGGGAAGGAAGAAGGAGAGGAGGAAGAAGAAAGAGAGAGGAGAAGUGAGAUAUCUGUUGGUGCCGUGUCAUGCCAGUGGUGCCUGCAGAUUUUCCCAAAUGAGGUAGUUCUAAAGCAGCACGAAAGAUAUCUGUGCAGGAACAAUGAUGGACACAAUGCUGAACAGUCACAUUCCCGCAAAGAAGGAUCACCACUCAACUUCUCUCGCUCCUCACAGGUCCCUCAUGAUAUCCAGAAAAUACCACCCACCCCAAAUGGACUGCCUAGAGAUCUCUCUUCCCCUCACAGGGCAUCCUGGCACUCUGUCCCACAGCAAAUCCUCGUGCCAUUACAGUCACCUGUGCACCUCCGGCUGGAUCCCGGACACCACUAUUGGCCAAACAAAGAAACCAGCAGUCCCAGAAACUCUACUCUUAUGAGUCCCACCUCUCCUUCACUACAUGAACGCCGGCCCCCACUCUCUUCAGGUUUCAGCUCCCCACCCUGCCUCGAUCUGUCGGUCACCGCGUCACCAUGCCGAACCAAUCAACACAGGCCGCCCCCCAGAUCAGAGGGUUGCCAGAGUGAGCCCUUAGACCUCUCCAUUCCCAAAACUCGCACAUGCUCCAGGGAGGCCAAAGAAGGAGCUUGCAAUGGCAAUUCUCCCCAGACAGAGCAGAGGGAUGUGGAGAGCGUGUUUAGGAGGUUAACUCCACCUUCUCAGCACCAAGUGGGUGGGGCCUAUACACCAUUACUCAGUAGAACAGUUUUCAGCAGCUAUAACCUUUUCAAUCCUGCUAUCCCAAGUUGCCUCGCAGGGAUGGGGCAUAAUGGUCUAACGUCGAUUCCUCUUACACCACCAGCCCCCAGCCCUGGAUUUCUCUCGCCUAUGACAUAUAUGUUGGAGGCAGAGUCAGAGGCAAUGAGGAAAAGAAUACAGCAGGAAACAAACACCAUGGGUGAACCCUUAAAUCGUGCAUGUCUGGACUACUUCUCUCUGAUGGAGGAGGGGUUAGAUGGUGAUAAUGUGCCAGGGAGAAAGAGACUGAGGAAGACAGAGGAAGGACUUUAUGCUUGUGACAUCUGUGACAAAAGUUUCCAGAAGAGCAGCUCUCUGCUGCGCCACAAAUAUGAACAUACAGGGAAGCGUCCCCAUGAGUGUCAGAUCUGCAAAAAAGCAUUUAAACACAAGCACCACUUGAUCGAACACAACCGGCUGCACUCUGGAGAAAAGCCCUACCAAUGUGAUAAGUGUGGGAAACGUUUCUCUCACUCAGGCUCCUACUCACAGCACAUGAACCACCGCUAUGCUUUCUGCAGUCGAGACCAUGACACAGACGGCCCUGGAGAGGAGCUUGUGAUGGGGGAUGCCCACUACUCAAGCCCAGGCAGGGUGCUUAAUCCUGAAGCAGAAGAAGCUCCUCUCAGCUUGGAGGAAACAGCCACAAUCCUCAGCGAUUCCAGUCUUGACGGAGCUCCAUUAGGCCUAAGAGUGAAGGAUGAGGAUGAAGAGGAGAGCUUACUCAGUAACCAUGCUCAUGAGAGAAGAGUGGAGAGAAGAACAGGGACAGAGGAGACGAGUGGAAGCCUGGAACAGACAAGUGAAGAAAGUGAGGAGAAGAAGGAAGAGGGAAGUUCAGGGGAUGAAGGACAGGACACAAAAAAGACUCAUCACUGCAAUAAAAUUAAAGUAGAACAGAAUGGAGAUGAACAUAGAGACAGGCAAGAGAUGGAUCUAGCGACAGUAUGAGACUGCUGGAUGUGGAAAAUAACAUUUCAGCUUUAGGCUGAUUUACCAAAGAUGUGAACAUGCACAUAUGGAUUGCACUGCACAGUAGAAGGAAGAAUUCAGUACCUUCUCCCAUGAGUGCUAAGAAGCCCAUCUCAUGUUGGAGAGUAUAGCGGACACAGUGAAGACAGUGAAUAAAACCAAACAAGUGCCUUUAGAUCUAUGCCAAUGUAAAAUGUUAUUCACAACAAUGCAAAACAUCCAUGCCAUUACAAUGAAUACAGACACACGCACACACAAGGGCUGCACUGUAUAUUUGCUGAUUUUUACAUACUGUAUCCACAAAGCACUGUUGACCCCUACAGAUCACUCAAAGAUGCAAAACUGUGAACCAGUCAGUUUUAGAUUACAUUAGUAACGGGUUACGCAACUAAUAUUUAAAAAUAUAUUCUAUGAUCUUCUACCAAAUUACAGGUACAGAUACGAAAAAACAAAAUCAUGUUUUUUUUUCUUUUUUAUGUAUGGAAAAGCCCAGCCAAGUAAAAACUCUAAAUAUAAGAACUGUUUCUAUUUUUUCUUUUCUUUUUUCCCUGCAAGCCAUUCACCACUGAUGGUGAAUGAUGACCAGAUGAUGAGCUUCCAUUUCAUGAGCUUUAUGCAUUAAAAAUACAAGAGAAUCUACAAUAAUUUGCACUCUGAGCUUGCAGUAAUGUUGGCAAAAUCAAAUAAUGCUAUAUUAUUGAGAAGUAUUAGUACAUAUGGAGACAACUAAAAUGGAAGACAGAGAUAAAGAAGCAAUCAAAGAAGGAAAAGAAAUAAAAGAUCCUAACAAUGUAUUUUCAAAACCUGCUACACAUGAGAAUCAUGCACAAUGUUACAUACUGCACUGAGCAAGACACAGAAACACUCUGAGACAGAUUACCCUACAUUACAGCUUACUACGGUGCGCUGCUUAACCAUGCAACAGUUGAGCUAACAGCAUUGCAUCUGUAGCAUUCAAAUGGGAAAUGGUGCUUUUAUUCAGGUUUGGCUUUAGUUUCAUAAUCUUUUAUACAUGUUUAUAUAAACUCAAUGUUUACCUGUUAACAUGAAAAUGUUACCAAAUGCAUAUCCUUUUAAGCUAUUUGAAUAUUGUGUCUAAUUUGCAUCAGUGUUACUUUUAUACAGAAUCAGUUAAGCUUUUUGUACCUUUCUACAGGCCUGAUUGUUUGUGCAUACACUUAGUUUGUAGUCUAAUAAAGCUGUACAUACCAAA
Molecule: messenger RNA, 5371 nt
Organism: Pygocentrus nattereri (red-bellied piranha)
Lineage: Eukaryota; Metazoa; Chordata; Actinopteri; Characiformes; Serrasalmidae
Product: zinc finger E-box-binding homeobox 2-like
Exons: 8
Coding region: 1183-4137 (984 amino acids)
Biological process (GO): regulation of transcription by RNA polymerase II; anatomical structure development
Molecular function (GO): RNA polymerase II cis-regulatory region sequence-specific DNA binding; DNA-binding transcription factor activity, RNA polymerase II-specific
Source: RefSeq, a predicted model, not a curated record